AUGGCGACCGAGAAGGCUGCCUUAGAUGGUUUGGCAGAUGAGAAGGGCGGGGAUACCAAGGCUGGCAAUAUUAUCGAUGCGGCCGAACAUGGCCAGGCUGCGACUGAUCAGUAUGGUCGCGUGCUGAUUGAGUUCGAUCGUGCUGCAGAACGUCGCCUACGACUAAAGAUCGACCUGUGCAUUGUCCCCACUGUGGCAUUGCUCUAUCUAUUUUGUUUCAUUGACCGCGCCAACAUCGGAAACGCCAAACUCGCCGGGUUCGAGACAGACCUGGGCCUCAAGGGCAACGAUUACAACACCGUCUUGUCUAUAUUCUAUAUUUCAUACAUCAUCUUCGAGAUUCCAUGCAAUAUCGCGUGCAAAUGGAUGGGCCCAGGCUGGUUCCUUCCGGCGACCACCGUAUUAUUUGGGGUGUGUUCCCUUGGAACAGCUUUCGUGCAAGAUAUCCACGCGGCAUCAGGAGUCCGAUUCCUUCUUGGGAUAUUUGAAGCAGGCAUGUUACCUGGAAUUGCCUACUAUCUUUCGCGCUGGUAUCGCCGCAGUGAGCUUGCAUUCCGCUUAGCACUCUACAUCGUCAUGGCACCACUUGCUGGUGCUUUUGGUGGCCUGCUAGCGUCGGCAAUCUUAACACUCGACCAUUUCGGCAGCCUGCGCACCUGGCGCAUGAUCUUUGCGAUCGAGGGCAUCAUCACGAUCGGCCUCGGCCUCAUAGCCUUUGUCACUCUAACGGACCGACCGGAGACGGCGCGGUGGUUGACCCAAGAGGAGAAGGACCUUGCCAUUGCCCGACUGAAGGCGGAGCGUGUCUCGACCACGGAGGUGCUGGACAAGAUGGAUCGCAACAAAAUGAUGCUUGGCAUCUUUAAUCCAGUCACACUAUCAACGUCGUUUAUCUUUUUGCUCAAUAACAUCACCGUCCAGGGGUUGGCAUUCUUCGCUCCGACCAUUGUCCGGACCAUUUAUCCGAACGACAGCGUGGUUUCACAACAGUUGCACACUGUUCCCCCCUACGUGGUCGGCGCGUUCUUCACUGUUCUGUUCCCCUUCCUCAGCUGGCGCUGGGAUAACCGCAUGGUGUUUUUCGUCGUCGCACCACCCCUCAUGGUCAUCGGGUAUAUCAUGUUUUUGGCCAGCACCGAGCCCAUGGUGCGCUAUGGUGCUACCUUCCUGAUCGCAUCCGGCGCGUUCGCAUUUGGCGCCCUCUGCAAUGCUCACGUUUCGAACAAUGUCGUAUCGGAUACGGCGCGAUCGUCGGCGAUUGGAACGACCGUCAUGUUCGGCAACUUGGGCGGACUGGUUUCCACCUGGUCAUUUUUACCGUUUGAUGCGCCAAAUUAUCAUAUUGGGAACGGUCUGAACCUGGCCACUUCAUCGUUAAUCAUCAUCCUGGGCGCCUGUCUUUGGAUGUGGAUGAGAUGGGAUAACAACAGGCGAGAGAAGGUGGACGUUGACGAAGCUCUGCGGGGCAUGUCUCAGCAACAGAUCCAGGAUCUAGACUGGCGCAACCCGGCCUUCCGAUGGCGGACGUAG
This is a messenger RNA of Aspergillus bombycis, 1530 nucleotides long. RefSeq names its product putative MFS transporter. The record is from RefSeq and is a predicted model, not a curated record. Gene Ontology annotation, biological process: transmembrane transport. Gene Ontology annotation, molecular function: transmembrane transporter activity. The transcript is spliced from 2 exons. NCBI's taxonomy places the organism in Eukaryota, Fungi, Ascomycota, Eurotiomycetes, Eurotiales, Aspergillaceae. Bases 1 to 1530 code for a protein of 509 amino acids. Gene Ontology annotation, cellular component: membrane.